AUGUCUGUGUGUUUGCCUGAAAGGCCUGCAAUGGCUGAAAGGGUUGCAGCGGCGACUAAUGGGAAUGCUGUGGGUAUUGGCAGUGGCGCCCUUCCUCCUCCUGCCCCUUAUGCUGCUCCCCCUGCUCCUUCUGCUGCUCCUUCUGCUGCUCCUUCUGCUGCUCCUACUGCUCCUCCUGCCGUCUUGUGUGGCAGCGCCAGUGCUGACGCGGCUGGCCCAUGCAUUCCCCUUCACUCUUCUGCUCCUCCUCUUGCUCCCCUUGCUCCUCGUCCUACUUUUCCUGCUCCUCCUGCUCUUCCUCCUGCUCCUGCUGCUCUUCCUCCUGCUCCUGCCGCUGCAUUCAAUCUGCAUGGGCAGCAGCUCAAGAGGAAAACGGAUUCUGCAGAGGCAGACGACUGCGGUGGCAUUGGCGGCGGUGGCAUGGGCGGCGGUGGCAUGGGCAGCGGUGGCAUGGGCGGCGGUGGCAUGGGCGGCGGCGGCAUGGGCGGCGGUGGCAUGGGCGGCAGCAUGGGCGGUGGGUUUCUCCGGCGAUAUGCGAGCGCAGACGCCCACUCACAGCAGUUCUUCAAGACCCUUAGCACGUAUAUCAGCCGAGGUCUUACAGGGGAGAUGGGGGAGGGCGCAGGGGGGGAGGGUGUGGGGGGGAGAGAGGGUGGGGUGGGUAGUGGGUGGCAAGGUGGGGCGGCGACAGGGGCGGCAGGGGCGGCGGAGGUGGAUUCUGGGAAUGUGAGCUUCAAGGAUUUUAUUCUGCGCAUGCCGUACGACAACGUGAAGAGAUUUUAUUCUGUGAGCGCCGCCCGGAUCGGGAGCGGGCGGUACGGCGUGAUUCGGCCUUGCACGCACCGAGCGACGGGGGUGAAGAUGGCAAUAAAGACGAUCAAGAAGGAACACAUGAAGUGCAAGGAGGAUGUGGAGGAUGUGCGAACAGAGGUGAUCAUUCUGGGUCUGCUGCGCGACCACCCGUGCAUCAUCAACCUGCAUGACGCCUUUGAGGAUGACAAGCAUGGCCUCCUGCUGCGAGACCACCUGUGCAUCAUCAACCUGCAUGACGCUUUCGAGGAUGACAAGUAUGUGCACCUAAUCAUGGAGCUCUGUGAAGGAGGCGACCUGUUCGACCGCAUCAAGCAGUGCGGGCAGUUCCCCGAGAGGGGCGCCGCCCUGCUGUGCCGGCCGAUUGCACCCCUUUCAACCCCUCAUAACCCCUUCUUUCUACGCCCAUCCAUCUUUCUCGCCCUCUCUCUACCAUACGUGCAUUUGAUCAUGGAACUUUGUGAAGGAGGGGACCUAUUCGACCGCAUCAAGCAGCGGGGGCAGUUCCCCGAGAGGGAUGCCGCCCUGCUGUGCCGCGGGCUGGCCGAGGCGCUGCUGCAGUGCGGGCGGCAAGGGGUGCUGCACCGCGAUGUGAAGCCUGAGAACAUUCUGCUACGGUCCAAGGAAUGCCACACGCGGAUCAAGUUGAUCGACUUCGGUGUAGCGGCCCUACACACGCCAGGUACCCUCAGGACAGACCGAGCAGGGACAGUGGAGUACACCGCACCAGAGGUGCUGGACCGAGCCUACGGCCCCGAAGCUGACAUCUGGAGCGCCGGAGUGGUACUGUACAUUCUGCUCUGCGGUUUCCCGCCUUUUUGGGCGGCGACUGACGCUGACCUUGAGCGCAAGAUCCGGACGGCGCAUGUGGAUUUCCGGCACCCGAGAUGGGCGGCGAUCUCGGACGGCGCCAAAGAUUUGAUUCUGCGGAUGCUGGAGCAGGAUCCGAGGAAGAGGAUAACUGCGCUGGAGAUUUUUGGUGAGCGGUGGAUAACAGCGCUGUUGAUUUAUCAAUCUGAGUUCCACGCGUGCGCUGUUAUCCUCUCUCUUCCUCCAAUCCUUCUCCAGCGCUGUUGA
This is a messenger RNA of Closterium sp. NIES-65, 1887 nucleotides long. Lineage: Eukaryota; Viridiplantae; Streptophyta; Zygnematophyceae; Desmidiales; Closteriaceae. The record is from the annotation of a GenBank genome assembly.